Molecule: messenger RNA, 1011 nt
Organism: Trichosporon asahii var. asahii CBS 2479
Lineage: Eukaryota; Fungi; Basidiomycota; Tremellomycetes; Trichosporonales; Trichosporonaceae
Product: dihydrodipicolinate synthase
Exons: 2
Coding region: 1-1011 (336 amino acids)
Molecular function (GO): 4-hydroxy-tetrahydrodipicolinate synthase activity
Source: RefSeq, a predicted model, not a curated record
AUGACCGCGUCCUCAUCCAAGGUCUGGCCGAACGGCGUUUCCGUCCCCCUCACUACCCCCUUCAAGGCCGAUGAGACCAUCGACCACGCUGCGCUCGCGGCACAGGUCGUGCGUCUCGCUCAGGCUGGCGUCGGUAUCGUCCUCCUUGGCACGAACGGCGAGGCUUCGCACCUGUCCGCGGAGGAGAGGAAGUCCGUUGUCGAGACUGGACGGAAAGCGCUCGACUCGAACGGUUUCGAGGGCACGCCCCUGCUUGUUGGUACCGGCGGAGGAUCGGCGGCGACCACCAUCGAGCUCUGCAAGGACGCCGCGAGCGCGGGCGCUACCCACGCCAUCGUCAUCUGUCCCGGAUACUUUGCGUUCGCGAUGGGCCGCGACCGCCAGGCCAUCCUGGACUUCUUCAACAAGGUCAUGGACCACUCGCCCAUCCCGGUCAUGAUCUACAACUUCCCUGGCGCCGCCGCCGGCAUCGACCUCAACUCUGACGAGCUCUGCGCUCUCGCCGAGCACCCGAACUGCUUUGGUGCUAAGCUCACCUGCGCCAUGAUCGGCAAGGGCCAGCGUCUUGCCGCCUACACCCAGACCCCGGAGUUCCUCGCCAAGCGCGGCCCCCAGCUCGCCUCGGUCACGGAGACGGGCGCGUUCCAGGUUCUGCCCGGAUUCAGCGAGUCGCUCCUCCCCGCCCUUCUCGCCAAGCACCACGGCUGCAUCACGGGCACGGGCAACGUCUUCCCCAAGACUAUCAACCGUCUCUACACCCAGGCGCUCAAGGGUCUCAAGGGCGAUGUCAAGGCGCUCGAGGAGGCCGUCAGGCUCCAGGACCGUGUUGCCCGCAGCGACUUCAUCAUCGUCAAGGCCGGCAUUCAGGGCACCAAGCACGCCCUCGACCACUUCGUCCAGCCUGGUCUCGGUGGAACGAGCCGCCUGCCCCUCGGCAAGCUUACGCCCGAGGUCAAGGCUAUGGUCGAGACGGAGCUGAAGGAGGACUGGGAGUUUGAGAGCUCCCUCUAG